ACUUUACGCCGGGGAAGCGCUGUGGAAGCAGUGGGAAGUCGCUCCACGCCGUCGCUAUAUUUUUGAUUGUUUUAUAACUUGUGCUUUUAUCCCUCAUUGAUCAGCCGUCCGUCUUUGUGGAUGUAUUUUUUUAGGGUGAAAGACGCGUCGCUGCGGUGCUGUUUUUAAACUUCAGAAACUGUUAGCGUAGUUGUCGCGUGCAUCAUCAUCCUGGUCGUGUUUUGUUUUUGCUGUUUCCUCACCGCUUGGACCACCGAGGGACUAUUUUCUAUCUUUAUUUUGAAUUUGCACUUUUUACAUUGAGACUUUUCCUGGAACUUAUCAGCUGCGGUGUAAACUCGUGUCCUGCGUGUUUAUUUCAUUCAAACUGAGGCGUUCUGUGUGACUUUACGUCUGUGCUGAGCGGGUCCGGGGAGAAGGCGCACUCCUGUUGCUCCGGUGAAGCAGACACACACACACACACACGGGUCCGGUCCAGGGGCCGCGUGAUCCCGGUGACGCCGCGCACACUUGGCCCGCGCAGGGGUACACGUCCCACUCGCGGCCGGGGGAUUUUGCUGGAACUUUUGUCUCGUUUUCAGUUUUUUGUCAGGGAGCAGCGUUGACUAAAACAGACUCAAAAUGCCACAGUUAUCAGGCGGAGGAGGAGACCCGGAGCUGUGCGCCACGGACGAGAUGAUCCCGUUCAAAGAUGAAGGGGACCCGCAUAAGGAGCAGAUCUUCGCAGAGCUCAGUCACUCGGAGGAGGAAGGAGACCUGGCAGACAUCAAGUCCUCCCUGGUGAACGAGUCAGAGAGCAGCCCCAGCAGUAACGAUGCAGCUAGACAGUCCCAAAUACCACAAGAUUCAUAUCAUGAAAAACACAGAGACCAUCCGGAUGAUGCAAAACAUCAAGAUCUGUAUGGUAAAGGCCAUCCAUACCCAAGUUACCCAGGUUACAUCAUGAUGAGUAACAUGGGCAACGAUUACAUGAACAAUGGCUCCCUUUCGCCGCCCAUGCCCAGAACGUCCAACAAAGUCCCAGUGGUGCAGCCGUCCCAUGCAGUCCACCCACUCACACCACUGAUCACUUACAGCGAUGAGCACUUCGCACCAGGCCCCCAUUCUGGUCAUCAUCAAGACAACAACAAAGGAAUGCCCAGGCAUCACCCAGGACCAGACAUGCCUAACUUCUACUCCCUGUCUCCUGGAGGAGUGGGUCAGAUCACGCCUCCUCUGGGCUGGUUUUCUCACCACAUGGUUCCCGGUCCCCCUGGUCCUCAAGCCACAGGGAUCCCACACCCGGCCAUUGUCAACCCACAGAUUAAACACGAACCGCCCCACGAAACGGACCUCAUGCACAUGAAAUCCCAGCAUGACCAGAGAAAGGAGCAGGAGCCCAAAAGACCGCACAUCAAGAAGCCGCUAAACGCCUUCAUGCUAUACAUGAAAGAAAUGCGCGCCAACGUGGUCGCCGAGUGCACGCUAAAAGAAAGCGCGGCCAUCAAUCAGAUCUUGGGACGGAGGUGGCAUGCUUUAUCUCGGGAAGAGCAAGCUAAAUAUUAUGAGUUAGCCCGCAAGGAACGACAGCUCCACAUGCAACUGUAUCCAGGCUGGUCUGCUCGAGACAACUAUGGGAAGAAGAAGAAGCGGAAGAGGGAGAAGAUGCAGGAAACAGCCACGGGUACAGGCCAGAGAAUGAAAACGGCGUACAUCUGAGAAUAUGGAGGAAAGCGGAACAAUUUCUCCACAUGCAAAGCGAAGGCAGCAGCUCCGGGCCCUCUGCUAGAGAUGGAGGCCUGCUAGAUUCCAUGAAGACCUGAACAGUCCAAUCUGAACCUCCACUUCUCAGAGGACCCCCCCCCCUUCUCCCUUCCCCUCUCCUCUGCCCCCUGAACUUAACCCCGCUUCACCCCGCCACAUGCUGACCACCACCGCUGAGAACUCCUCACUGUCUCACUGUACUCCUAGAGACACUGAACUGAAUAAGACAAUCAUGAUUACUCACUCACUAAACAGUAAACUUCAUCUUUCAAAUCAGCUUUACCGCAAUCCAAGGCACUGCACUGAAAUCCAGCUGCCACUUUUGAUGUGUGCACCAAACCUUGCCCUCUCACUCCUGUUUCUAAGUUAUUGUAAGUUAUUUGUCGCCUGGUUUGCUUUGUAUAGUUCAUUAUUCCAACAUUUGCCCCCUUGAAGUCACCUUCCCUCUCUCUCACUGGAUUUUUGAGACCAUUUGGGGUUUAUGCCCAAACCGACCAAACACCUCUUUUUAGACUGCACUAAGGAAGAUGGAGGGAUCUCAUCUUGUCCAACAAACGUCCUAAAGGCGCCAUUUUUGUUCAUGACCAGUUGGUGCAAAAAGGAUUUUGAUUUGCUCUUCAUUUUAGACCGAAUUUUAUUUUGAAUGCUUUUUUUGUACCUUGAAUUCUCGUUUCAGUUUCUUGGUGUACAUUUUAGUGAUAUUUUUAAUAUUGUUUUUUUAUAUAUAUUGUGGUAUAUAUGAAAAUAAGCUUUGGACACAGGAAAGCCAUUUUUCUUGUUGAAGCAUCUUGCAGAAAAUUGAAAGGCUUCUUUUGAUAACUAUUUGUAACAAAUAGUGACCUCGAGUCUUGCUCAGAUGUAAAAUAAUGCUCAGUAUGUGUACUUUUUAAAACUGUCAGGAUAUGUCACUUUUCUUGGUAUUUUUGCAGGCAACAUUAGGACAAAGGCGAGAGUGAUUGCUCAGAGGCCUAUAUUUUAUUGUUGGAAAUCAUGACAAAUGAAGCAGAUAUAUAUAUUUACCCCAGCACUUGGCAGUCUUUUCUUUUAUUGCAAUGGACCUUUUGUCUUUUUCUCUGGUAGCUAAUAGUGUGGUCUUUUGCCAUGUUGUUUAUUCCAUUCAAGCAUCUCUGUAACAUUUUGAUUUAAUGUUCUAUUUUACUAUUACUUGACCAAUUCCUUUUUAAUUGUCAUCUUUUUGGGUCACUGUCAUCUUGGUAUAGCAUUCGCUUCCCAAAUGGUCAUAUUUGAACUGUUUCAACAUGUUUUUGUUGUUUUUUAAAGAAAAUAAAAAAUGCACACUUG
Periophthalmus magnuspinnatus is the source of this 3045-nucleotide messenger RNA. RefSeq names its product lymphoid enhancer-binding factor 1 (gene lef1). The record is from RefSeq and is a predicted model, not a curated record. The coding region runs from base 622 to 1698 and encodes 358 amino acids. The transcript has 11 exons. Gene Ontology annotation, cellular component: beta-catenin-TCF complex. Gene Ontology annotation, molecular function: RNA polymerase II cis-regulatory region sequence-specific DNA binding; DNA-binding transcription factor activity, RNA polymerase II-specific. Gene Ontology annotation, biological process: regulation of transcription by RNA polymerase II; canonical Wnt signaling pathway. Lineage: Eukaryota; Metazoa; Chordata; Actinopteri; Gobiiformes; Gobiidae.